Messenger RNA from Medioppia subpectinata, 745 nucleotides. NCBI's taxonomy places the organism in Eukaryota, Metazoa, Arthropoda, Arachnida, Sarcoptiformes, Oppiidae. The record is from the annotation of a GenBank genome assembly.
AUAUACACAACUCGGAAGACCAUUGAAUAGUCACUUAAUGAUGGGAUUCUCGGCGGUUGGCGUUCAAGCACUUGAGAGAGAUGAGAACAUCUUAUUGGGCGCUCCGGGAUAUCGAGACUUUUCGGGAACUGUUAUAAGACAGUGGACUGACAAUCGAGAAGAACAGUUAGAGUUGGAAAAGUUGCUCGAAGUGGUCGAUUCCCGACUCCCGACAUUCAAUAGUUAUUUGGGUUAUGCGAUAACCACUGGAUUUUUCGAUGCAAACCUCGAGUAUGUAGUGAUUGGCGCUCCAAGACAUCGACAUUUUGAUGGAAAGGUUUUAAUACAUCCUUUGAGUGAUUUUUCCGAAAGGAAACGAAACAGAUUUCAGGGGUAUUUGAUUGAAGUAAACGGCAAACCAGAAGCGAAAGGCGAAUAUUUCGGGGCAUCUCUUUUGGCACUCGAUAUAAAUAACGAUAAAUUUGAUGAUCUUAUAGUCGGAGCUCCUCUUUAUUCCACUAAUAGAGAUCGAGAUAUCGGAAGGAUUUAUGGAACAGAAUUCAUAAAAGAAGAAUUAAUUACUGGUCAUAAAAGUGGUGGUCGUUUCGGUUCCGCAAUGUCUUCAAGUGAUAUCAAUCUCGACGGCUAUAGAGAUGCUAUUAUUGGCGCCCCAUAUGAGAGCAAUAGUGAUGGAUCUAUGGGUGCGGUCUAUAUCUAUAUGGGUUCAGAAUUGGGAUUAAAUCUUAAAUUCCGGAGAAUAGGCGCC